This is a messenger RNA of Morchella sextelata, 6060 nucleotides long. RefSeq lists its product as uncharacterized. Gene Ontology annotation, cellular component: intracellular membrane-bounded organelle. The record is from RefSeq and is a predicted model, not a curated record. NCBI's taxonomy places the organism in Eukaryota, Fungi, Ascomycota, Pezizomycetes, Pezizales, Morchellaceae. The transcript has 15 exons. Gene Ontology annotation, molecular function: phosphatidylinositol-3,5-bisphosphate 5-phosphatase activity. Gene Ontology annotation, biological process: phosphatidylinositol dephosphorylation. The coding region runs from base 1 to 6060 and encodes 2019 amino acids.
AUGUCGGCAGGAUCCUUAAAAGAACUCUCAAAAACCCUGAACAAUGCAUUAUCAGCUCCUCUGCCUCUGUACCCUCUACCCGAUGAUGUCCUAGGCGUCAUCAAUGCGUAUCUCAACAAGCAUAUAAAUACGGAAGAUCACGACUCCCAGCGUCUUCAUGAUGAGCUGUUAGCUUUGCAUGAACAGAAGGUCCGAAAUAACCCUGAUAAGCACGCUGCAUUUUUAGCAUGCUUCCGUUCACUUAGACCAGCUAUUAUUGGCGUGGAAAGGCUUCUUAAAUGGUGGGAGAUACUUGUAAGGCCAACAAUGGACUCUAUGGGUCAGGCAAAAGCAGUUGUGGCAGAUGCUCGGGCAAUAGUGUUGAGCGUUUUGGCAUACGACGACGAUGAUGAUCCGACCAUGGAGAAAGCGGCAGCUUCAGCAGUUUUUACGGAUAAGCUUUUUGAGGUGUUUCUAGAGAAGACGAAGCUACUCUCGUUGGAUAGAGGUGCUGGGUACAGGGAGGAGCAGAGACAGAGAUUUGUCUGUGCAAAUGUUGAGGCUGUCUUGUUGGCAUUCGGGAAAAGGCGACCUAAGGUUCUCCUCGAAAAAAUCGAUGGUUAUGUUAUCCAAAAGGAAUACAGGUUACAGGCUUUGGGGCUAUUAUGUAGUUUUGUACGACUACAAGGACCGCAUCUCUACCAGAUUCUACAGACACAGUUACUCGAUCAUUUGCUUCAAUGCCUGGAGAAUGACACAUCCACUACUGUCAUAUCACUUGCACUGACAGUGUUGAUUAUGUUCAUGCCGCAUUUAUGCAACUCCUUAGCUUCCUAUCUUCCAAGGUUAUUUGUGGUUUACACACGAGUCUUAUGCUGGGACAAGUUUGGGGUUGUGCGCCUUGAAGAGACACGAUUGCCUGGUCACAAGGACAAUUAUUCAAGGACAUCGACCCCUCUAUCCUUCGCCAGGACUGAGAAUUCUACUGAAGGUGGAUGGCAAAAACUGGAUUCUUCUUUUGAAACAGCAUCAUCUACAACACCAGAUGUGAGCGACUACUUUACGUUUCUUUAUGGAUUAUAUCCUAUCAACUUCUUGACGUUUAUCCGGGAACCUUAUAAAUUUUUAGAGCGUGCGGAUUAUCAAGACAUUGAUCAAUUGGAUAUUGAGGAGGAAACCAUAAGACAGCGAACGGAGUUUUAUCGACAACGGCAUACUCUGCAUCCAAAUUUCUUGGUGCUGACUGCCGAGACAGAAAUCAGUGACCAGACUAGAUGGAUGAAGGUCGAACCUGCAGAUGUAACGGCGGAAUGUAUUGGUCUUGUUAACAGUAAUCUCCCUAUGAGUACCGGUCGGGAGAAGAAGCAGCGGUCGAAUGCUAUUAUUCCGGAGGCAUUAAUCCCGACUGAAGACAUUCCUGAUGAAAGUCUUUUGUCUUCAGAUCCUGUAGAUGACGACUAUUCUCUUAACCAGGACGAUUCCUCAACGUAUAGCUCACGAGUGGGUGAGUCAACAGCCCAAUCAAACCCGCAAAAUAGUUACUCAGAGGUUCUUGAACUAUUCUCACGUCCUCCAGUUGGAUUCGGGCGCCGGGAAUCCCCGGACCCUCAUUCAAGAGAUAACAAGACCCCCGACAGCCCGACAAUCCCGCCUGCACUUUCUCCUACUGAUGAGGACCGGCUUGACGACAUGCUGCGAUUACAAGAAACAUUACGAUCAAAUUUCUCUGAUUCAAAGACGCUUUCAACACAUUCCUUGAGUCAGCCAAACGGACCGCCACCUACUGGCCACCCCCCCGGUCCCCCCCCUGGUUAUGGCAGCGUCACAGCGUCGCCUCGUUUAGACGCAUACGUCCAUUCACUUAGUCACAAUACUGUCCCAAGGUCACCUGCACUUCGGCCUACUGGUUCGGAUACCCAAGGAAAUGUAGCAUUUCUCCAGCGUGAAGUGAUGUUGUUGAAGAAUGACCUCAACUUUGAGCGAUAUCUCAAACAGCAGCAUCUAUCACACAUCGGCCACCUACAGAGGAAGCACAUCAAGGAAGCUACAGCUGAAGCGGAAACCCAGAACCUAAUCAACACGAACAAAACAUUGAAAGCUAAGUUAGAGGAAGCAAAGAAAGCAUAUGCAGCUGCCAGGGCAGAGUCUCUGAAGAGCAAGAACCAAGCAAAGAAAUGGGAGGCGGAACUCAGCAGCAGGAUAAGAGACUUGCGUGAGGAGCAGAAGGCAUGGAGGAGCGAAGAAGAGACGACGAAAAAAGCGCUGAUGGCAGCAAGGGAAGAGGCCGAUCACUUACGGACCCUGCUAGCGGAAAGUGAGGCGGAAGGUCUUGUUUGCCGCCAAAAACUUCAAGCUCUAACGGCAGACAUGGAUGAGCUUAAUAAAUUGCGAACGUUUGUCGAUCACCUCUCAAAUAAACUCACAGAAUAUGAAGCUCGCUCGGACGAGUUCGAGAUGCAGAAGCAUAAUGAGGAGUCAGCUAUGGCGCAAGUCAACCAAAUGAGGCUGAGGUUACAGGCUCGAGAACAUGAGAACCAAAAUACAAGGCGUCAAUAUGACGCCAAAAUUCACGAAUUGGAGUUGAAGCUCAACCAACAGCCUCAUCCCGCUUCUUAUCAGAGUUCCCCAGCUAUCCAGGGCAUGAUUGACAAUGCACUUUCAGGAGCAAAUUCUCGCUUGGCGUCUCUAAAAAAAGCACAUACCGCACUCCUCAACAAAUAUACCGAAUUAGAAAUUAAGUUUAUCGAACUUCAGGCAGCGCAGGAAAUUGAUAGUCUUCCCGUGCACCAUAACAGUCUAAAUAGCCAUCGUCUUUCUCAACAAUAUAACCAUGGCCAACCUGGAGGCGUUCAAAACAUCGGCAAAAAGGAUAAAGAGAAAUCAGAAAAGAAGGAGAAGAAGGAGAAGAAGGAGAAGAAAUUCAACUUCACGACGGGAAGUGGCCUUGCCGGUAUUCGAGGAUUUGGCUUCUUGACCCCUACCUACGGUGCCACUAAACUCUCAUUCCAAUGGAAAAUGGGUACGACGGAACACAAUCAGCGGGAGCAGCAGGAGGAGGAAUGUGAGGCCUCCUGCGGCUCCUCCUCUUGCAGCGUCAUAAUCGAGGAUCCACCUACAACUCCGCCGUCUGGAUCAAGCAUCAACGAUGAAAAGCUGACUAUUCAGUCUGAUGAUGAUAAUCACCCUGCAUCUCUCGUCGCUCCCGCUCCAGAUGAUGUAUCAACACCCCCACCACCUCCGCUCAUGCCAGUUCGCGUCGAAGCACCCGAAGCACAGCAACCUACCUACCCACAGCUCUCUAACAACCUUCCAGCAAGCCCUGUAUCAAAAAAUCCCAACAAUAAAAUAAAUGAUGAUUCUGUUCCAAAAUCCUUUGACAGGUCAGACGUAAAACUAGGGAGACUUGAAAAAGAGGUUUACGAAGACAAAGACUUCGACGGUGUGCGACGAAUGCAUAAAUUCACGUUGUACGAAACCGCUACACGGUUCUAUAUUGUCGGCUCAGAUCUCUUGGAUUCGAGAUUCCGCAUCUUGAAGAUUGACCGUACGGCGGAUGUUGGGGACCUGAGUAUCACAGAGGAUGAAGUUAUCUAUACUCGCGAGGAGACUACGAGGCUAUUAGCCACCAUCGAGGAUGGAAAUAGGUCUACUGGAGGACUAAAGCACAGAUGUCCGUUUUGGGGACUUCUGGGAUUCGUCAGGUUCACGGGGGCAUACUAUAUGCUACUAAUUACAAAAAGAAGCAUUGUUGCUAUGAUUGGAGGCCAUUAUGUUUACCAGAUUGAUAAUACCGAGCUCGUACCCCUCACAGCCGGCGCACGGAAACCUGACCGAAAUUCAGAAGAAGCUCGUUUUGUUAAUAUUUUAGGAAACUUGGAUCUGGCAAGGUCAUUCUACUUUAGCUAUUCCUAUGAUAUCACUAGGACGCUGCAACACAACAUUAUCCGUCAAAGGGAGGCUUUAAGUAACGGAUUGACACAUCCAGAUAAUCAUGAUUAUAAUGACAUGUUUGCAUGGAAUCACUAUCUUCUGGAGCCUGCAAAGAAACACAUGAAAAACACUUAUGAUUGGUGCAUGCCCAUUGUUCAUGGUUAUGUGGAUCAAUCUGCAAUUUCGGUAUAUGGGAGAAUUAUCUACAUUACAGUCAUUGCCCGGCGCUCACGGUACUUUGCUGGCGCGAGAUUCCUAAAGCGUGGUGCGAAUGAUUUGGGAUAUGUUGCGAACGAUGUGGAGACGGAGCAGAUUGUCUCCGAUAUGUUGACUACAUCAUUCCAUGCGCCAGGAAAGAAUCUCUAUUCGAACCCUAAUUACACAUCAUACGUACAACACCGUGGAAGUAUUCCUCUAUUCUGGACCCAGAAAAACGAUGCUGCUACUCCAAAACCCCCUGUAGAGAUGAAUCUUGUAGACCCCUUUUUCAGUGCAGCAGCAUUGCAUUUUGAUGAUUUGUUCCAAAGAUAUGGGGCGCCAUGCAUCGUAUUGAAUCUUGUGAAGUCAAAAGAAAGGACGCCUAGAGAAUCAUUACUACUGAAGGAGUUUACACAAGCAAUAAAUUACUUGAAUCAGUUUCUGCCAACCGAUAAGAGAAUACGCUAUAUUGCUUGGGAUAUGUCCCGGGCCUCCAAGAGUCGUGAUCAAGACGUAAUCGAAACUCUUGAAACAAUAGCUGAAGUUGUAGUCAACACGACCGGUUUCUUCCAUAACGGCCCAUCUAGGGAUGGAGCUGAAGCAUCCCUUCAAAAUGGUGUCUGUAGAACAAACUGCAUUGAUUGUCUUGACCGUACUAACGCCGCGCAAUUCGUUAUUGGGAAGAGGGCUCUCGGUCAUCAAUUACAUGCGCUAGGAGUUAUAUCGGGUACCAGCGUUGAAUAUGAUACUGACGCGGUUGAUCUGUUUACGCACAUGUAUCAUGACCACGGGGACACGAUCGCCGUACAGUAUGCGGGGAGUCACUUAGUGAAUACCAUGGAGACUUACCGUAAAAUUAACCAGUGGACGAGUCACUCGCGAGACAUGCUCGAGAGCUUCAAACGAUACUAUAAUAAUUCUUUCUUGGAUGCCCAACGACAAGAGGCAUAUAACCUUUUCCUGGGUAACUACAUAUUUACUCAGGGCCAGCCCAUGUUGUGGGAUCUUUCAACGGAUUACUACCUGCAUCAUAUCGACCCAAGAGCUUCCAGAAAACGACGCAGUUAUAUAAAGUGGUGGACACCGAAGAAUCUUGAGAAGAGAGUAAUGCCACAUGCUACAAGGCCUCUAGACGAAUUUGCGAAUAAGCCGUAUAGCUACUUUGAUGACUACUGGCUAGAAUACUAUAGACCAAAAGCACUCUCAUCUUUCCUCAAAGUAUUCUCUUAUGACAUCAAUUCCACAUUACGCUACAUCCCGAUAGGACAAACCUCGGAGGGAAAAUACGAUCUUAGCCCCUUCAAAGUACGCACAAACCAUGGCGGUUCCAGUCAUAAAAAGUCCAAAUCUAAAAAUAAUGUUAUCAACGUCGAAACCCCGGAGAAUCGGCUUAAAAAGAUAACCGCCCUUGAAGGAUGGCCAUCAUCACCACGGAAGCAGCAACAAACCCUGCGACAAACCUCCAAUCCCCAAUUUCCGGGCCGUGAUAACAAUGCUGUUUCGGGAGAUAUGCAUGGUGGACUCCGUUCGUCUAGUCCGGUCAAGCAGCACUUUGCUGUGGGUAGAGAUUUGAUACCGCUUGAACAGAGGAAUAUGCAGCAGGUUGUUGAGAGGAGUCUUAACCCUUCACUCAGCGAAAAGGAAACUGCAGAAUAUGAACUUUAUGUAUCCCACCCCCUCAAUCUUCCCCUCGUGGUAACGACUGAGCUCCCGCCAAAUACAUCUCGCGAUUUCGUCAACUAUGUAAACAGCACAUCACCAGAGGCUGUUGCAAAUCUUAGAGCAUCAGAUAAUGAUAUAAAAAGCUACGAGGAAUUCUUGGAAAUCCCAGAAAACCCAUUAAGUGUGGAUGAGGCAGAUGGAGGUAGGGGCAGAUACAGAGCUUAUCAGUAUUGGAUCAUGACGGGAAAAUUGAAACAACAGAGGAUCGGUAUGGUGUCAGUCAAAACCUGA